Phytomonas sp. Hart1 is the source of this 956-nucleotide messenger RNA. NCBI's taxonomy places the organism in Eukaryota, Euglenozoa, Kinetoplastea, Trypanosomatida, Trypanosomatidae. The record is from the annotation of a GenBank genome assembly.
UUUUAAACUCUUUAAUUUAUAUACAUAAAGGAACAUUUUUAUUGUUAACAAUUUGCUAAGAUUUUUUAUUAUGUCCAAACACGUUCUUGUUCCUGUUGCUGACGGCAGUGAAGACAUUGAGCUUUCGUGCAUAACAGAUGUUCUCGUUCGCGGUGGACUGAAGGUCACCGUUGCCUCUGUGAUGGAAAGCGUGAACGUCAGCCUUGCGCGUGGAUUAAAGCUUGUCGCCGAUGCACUUCUCAAGGAUCUAUCGCCCAACAACUUCGACGCGAUCCUGCUCCCUGGAGGGUUAGACGGCUCCUUGAACUUCGGCAAGAGCGAACCCUUGCAAAAAAUAAUCGGUGAAAUGCGCGAUGACCAUAAACUUUAUGGUGCGAUCUGCGCGGCGCCUGUUCUCUCCCUUGGCGCGCUGGAAGGCGUGAAGACGGCGACCUGCUACCCCGGCAUGGAGUCUAAGUUUCCUUCGCAUAUUCAACCUUCCUCGGAUUGCGUGGUUAAGUGUGGGAACUGCUUGACAAGCCGUGGGCCUGGAACUGCCAUUUUCUUCGGCCUGGCGGCUGUCGUCCUGCUUCGCUCUGCCGACGUGGCGAGCCAGGUCGCGAAGGACUUGCUUGUGAAUCAGCAUGCUGAAAUGAACACGGUGCUUAGUUUGAAGUGACCCAUUGUCUGUUUGGGGGUUACAGGAAAACCACAACCACAUCACCAAUGCUGAGGGAUAAAAAAAUAUGAUGAAUCAUACCAAUAAUUUUUUUCUUCUUUUCAGACACGAAUUAGUAUUUUCAAUAUCUAUUAUUACUCGCAAUCAUUUUUUACCCUUUUUAUUUCGAAAGUUAGGAAAAUUUUAAUUUUAUUCCUAUAACGAUCCCUUGAGGAGAGAAGCUUUUCGUAACUGUAAAAAAAAAUGGGAUGUACUUUCUUCAAAGUUAUUUAAGUAAUCGUUGAUUUUUUUCUUUAAU